Messenger RNA from Wasmannia auropunctata (little fire ant), 3110 nucleotides. Its product is annotated as excitatory amino acid transporter-like. Gene Ontology annotation, molecular function: L-glutamate transmembrane transporter activity; neutral L-amino acid transmembrane transporter activity; glutamate:sodium symporter activity. Gene Ontology annotation, biological process: L-glutamate transmembrane transport. Gene Ontology annotation, cellular component: plasma membrane. The record is from RefSeq and is a predicted model, not a curated record. Lineage: Eukaryota; Metazoa; Arthropoda; Insecta; Hymenoptera; Formicidae. Bases 640 to 2283 code for a protein of 547 amino acids. The transcript has 9 exons.
UGGCUCGUGCAACCCGCCCUGAUGGUUCGCGGUGGUUCGCGCGAAAGGAUCGUCGUGUGUCGCGAUGCGCUACCGAACGGUUCGCACGUGCCUCGAUAAUCGUUCGCGAGAAGAGGCGUUCGCUUGCCGAAUUUGAUUUUCUGAAGACGAGGAAGCGAAGAAUCGUGACAAUCCAGGGAGAUAAUCGCGGAUUUUCAUAAGCAUUUUUUUUUUACAAGAGUGGAAGCGUUUUUAAUUUCUUAAAUUUGUCUCUUUAAACUCGCUCUAGCGAAGCUAAAAAAAAAGAGUACUAGCAAUGAAAUAUUUCUUUAAUUUUUAACGCUGUAAAAUUCUAGAUAAUUUAAUUGCAUUAAAGAAAAAUAUAAUUUUGUUCCUUAAUAAUUCCUCACGCAGAUGAACUUAUGAGAAAAAUAUCGUACGGGGAUAAUACACGUUUCUUCUUGGUAAUCCAGAAAAAUUGUGGACGUCGUUCAGUGUCUGAAUAAUCAAAGAUCAAAAGAUGAUUCGCAUCGUGCAAAGGCAGUAACGCAAUUGCGAAGGCCGCGGGAUGAAGGCUUGCACAAGGCCUAUCUCGACAUUCCUCGUGCCGCGUCUCACCUGAAAUCUUGAAGCGACGUGUCUUCGAACGAAGAUUGAAGGAUGUCUUUGGGGCAGCGUAUUUCCGGCGCGGUUGCGGUUCUCCGGGGGACCUCGACGGAGGCCAAGGAGGGCGGCGGGCACACGUCGUGCGUGGAGGAGAUCGAGAAGAUGACAUCCGAGGAGGAAGUCGAGGCCGAAGCGCAGCACAAAGUGACGGCGCUCGAUAGGCUACAGAUGGUGAUAGAAUGGAUGGGAAGUAACAUGCUUCUGGCACUGACCAUCGCUGGAGUUUUGCUGGGUCUGGGUCUUGGGUUUCUGGGUCGAUUGGCCGAUCUUACGCCGCAAGCUAUAACCCUCGUCAGCUUCCCGGGAGAGCUUCUUAUGCGGAUGCUGAAGAUGUUUAUCCUGCCACUCAUCAUCUCCUCGUUAAUUUCCGGAAUGGCACAGCUGGAUGUUCGAAGAUCAGGAAGGAUAGGGUUCAGAGCGUUAACGUACUACUCGAUAACGACCAUUCUCGCCGCCAUAGUGGGCAUCGCGAUGGUGCUGAUGAUCCAUCCGGGUAAUCCGCAGAUCAAAACCUCGGUCGCGGCGGUGGUGAAGGCCGAGGAGACGAAAGUCUCCACCGUAGACGCGAUCCUCGACAUAAUUCGAAACAUGUUGCCGGAGAACCUGGUGCAAGCGUGCUUCCAGCAGGUUCAGACCUCCUACGUGAGGAAGAAGGUGGUCGUGAUCGCCGGUAACAUGAAUCAAAGCGAGUACAUAAUAGAGCCGGCCUUGGUUUACAAGGACGGCACAAACGUGAUGGGUAUGAUCGUGUUCUGCAUCAUCUUCGGCGUACUCGCGGGCCAGAUAGGACCGCGCGGCAAGCUGAUGGUGGACUUCUUCGUCGUGCUGAACGAGAUUAUCAUGAAACUCGUCACGAUCGUCGUCGUUUGGUAUUCUCCGUUCGGAAUUAUGUGUCUGAUAGCUGGAAAAAUCAUGUCAAUCACAAAUCUGGCGGCAACCGCCCAGAUGUUGGGUCUGUAUAUGGUGACAGUUGUAAUAGGCUUGAUGAUACACGCGAUCAUCACGCUGCCAUUGAUCUACUGGUUUAUGACCCGAAAGAAUCCGGCGGUGUUCUUUAGAGGUAUGAUGCAAGCCUGGGUGACAGCGCUGGGAACCGCUUCGAGCGCAGCGACUUUGCCCCUGACUUUCCGUUGUCUCGAAGAAAAUAACAAGAUUGAUCCGCGAGUGACGCGUUUUGUUGUGGCGGUCGGAGCCACCGUAAAUAUGGACGGCACGGCUCUUUACGAAGCCGUGGCCGCGAUCUUUAUCGCACAAUUGAAUGGAAUCUCACUGGGAUUCGUUGAAGUCAUUACUGUCAGUCUUACGGCUACUUUGGCGAGCGUUGGAGCCGCAAGUAUCCCCAGCGCAGCCCUGGUCACCAUGCUGUUGGUGCUGACUGCCUUGGGUCUCCCUACGAACGAUGUUUCCCUGUUAUUCGCCAUCGACUGGAUGUUGGAUCGGAUCAGGACCUCGAUCAACGUUCUGGGCGACGGUUACGGGGCUGGUAUAGUCUAUCACUUAAGCAAAGCGGAGCUGGACAAGAUGGACGAGGAGAGGAGGCUGGAGGGUCUGGAAACCGGAAGGCCUUUCGAGAUCGCCGCCGAGGGCCGGCGAGAGGAGACAGAGACGCUUGAGCAGACUUCCGAGACGAAAAUCUGAGGUCUUCUCGCAGAUUUCAGAAAAAUAUUGACGCUGGUCUCGCCGAGAAUGUUAUCCGUCAGUUCGCAAGAACUAUUACUCGUCCCUGUGUUAGGUAUACUCGUGUAUAACGCGAUUGACUUUCACUGCCGAAAUCGAGUUUCUUCCGUGGAGAUUAAAUGCAAUGCAUAUCAUAAGCUAUAUAUAUAUUAUUAAGAAUGUAGGUAUAAUUUGAGUCUUAUUAAAGGGUAUACAAAUAGGGUUCCAUUUUUGUAGUAUUAGCUAAUGGGGAUAAAGGCGUUAAACUAAUUGAAGUAGAAAAUGCGAGCAUGUUAAGUACAAACCUAAUGGAAACUGUAGAUCGAUUUCUCAUCUUUCUUUUCCUUAGUGCGUGAGGAGAUUCUUCUACUUUAGAAUAAUUUUAGUAUCAACGAAUGUACGCAGAAAUAAUCAUGUACAGUAAAAUAAAGACAUAAAGUGCAGUAAUAAAGGAUUAGAAACUGCAUCUGACACAAAAAUCGUCAAAAUGCGUUAAAAUGUUUAUCGACGAUAGUUAAAAAGGAAAUAUUAUAUCGUGAAUAAAUUUAAACGGUUUAUUUGAAUGGCGUUGAUUAAACGUUAAUAUUAAUUAUUGAGCUAAAUUAAUUGCUGUUGAUAAUGACGAUCAAAAUAAUGAUUUAGUCAUUUACACGAAUGUGUUCACAGCCGUUACGUGUAUAGGUAUAUGUAUAUGGUUACCAGUACCUUCAUCAAAUAACUGUAAUUCAGUAAUUAAUAAUUUAUUAUGCAAAUAUAUAUAUAUCAUAUCUAUAUAUAUAAUACAUCCAAUAAAGAACAUGGCUCCUAUA